AUGCAACGGAAAGCCACAAGCAAACCGAUGCGGGCAAUAAUGAAGAAAUUUAUUGAUUUUUACGGGGCCAUCACUGAUGUAAUGCUUCGAAAUCCAUACGUCAUCAACAAUCUUGAUCGUCAGUACGAUUUGCUCGAUCGACGCACGAACUAUUCAAAGUUCUCUCAGGCAAUGGCAUCGAGCAUCCACGUCAUGGAUAUGUGA
Molecule: messenger RNA, 204 nt
Organism: Caenorhabditis remanei
Lineage: Eukaryota; Metazoa; Nematoda; Chromadorea; Rhabditida; Rhabditidae
Exons: 3
Coding region: 1-204 (67 amino acids)
Source: RefSeq, a predicted model, not a curated record